Penicillium olsonii is the source of this 504-nucleotide messenger RNA. The record is from the annotation of a GenBank genome assembly. NCBI's taxonomy places the organism in Eukaryota, Fungi, Ascomycota, Eurotiomycetes, Eurotiales, Aspergillaceae.
AUGGUCAGUCACACGUCGCCGAAACUGAUUUCCCGGCCAUGCGAACUCCCAAACGUUGCAAUAGUUGCUGACUUCUGGCAGUCGGACUCACGACUAUACUCUUUCUCCCCGGAGACAAAGGAGAAGCUGCGCAAGUUCCGACUAGGCACAUCCAGGGCCAAGGAUGCGCAAGCUAUCAUCUAUAUUAUUGAUGCAAAGACCCAAGAGAUUCGGCCUCAAGAUGACGAGGUCUAUUCCAAGAUGGCCGAUCUAGCGGACGAUCUUCCCGAGUCCUCACCUAGAUUCAUCCUCCUCAGUUAUCCAUUGACGACGAAAGACGGCCGUCCCUCCGUUCCUUACGUCCUGCUAUAUUGGCUUCCGGAAAACUGCAACCCAAUGCAGCGGAUGUCGUAUGCCAACGCAGUGGAAUUGAUGCGCACCAGCGCCCAAGUCAACCGAGUCAUUGAAGUGGAGACGGACGACGAUAUUAUCGAUAUCAAGGACAAGUUGACCGGAUCGGACUAA